AUGUAUCAUCCCUCCUCCACAGAGCAUCGUAAUGACGUCCCCUACAUCGAACAAAAUGCUGCUGAUGAACAGUCAGCGGUUGCAACAUCUCGUCUGUUCAAUUGGCAUAGAAGCUACGAUGAUGGCAUAUGGCUUGAUGAUGGAACGGGCGACAUUCAAACGAUUCGUCGACUCCAGCAACAUCAAUGGAUUAUCGAUCCAUUUGCUGGAAGUGAGCUUGAUGAUCUAGUUGAAGAACCUAAGGAUCGCGAGCUCAGCUUCGAGAGUAUCUUGCGGUGGAUGGAUGAAGCUGAGAACCAUCGACACUAG
Aspergillus luchuensis is the source of this 309-nucleotide messenger RNA. RefSeq lists its product as uncharacterized. The coding region runs from base 1 to 309 and encodes 102 amino acids. The record is from RefSeq and is a predicted model, not a curated record. Lineage: Eukaryota; Fungi; Ascomycota; Eurotiomycetes; Eurotiales; Aspergillaceae. The transcript is spliced from 2 exons.